Pteropus alecto (black flying fox) is the source of this 7759-nucleotide messenger RNA. RefSeq names its product sorting nexin 33 (gene SNX33). The coding region runs from base 1238 to 2962 and encodes 574 amino acids. Gene Ontology annotation, cellular component: cytoplasmic vesicle; plasma membrane. Gene Ontology annotation, biological process: endocytosis; endosomal transport; mitotic cytokinesis. The record is from RefSeq and is a predicted model, not a curated record. Lineage: Eukaryota; Metazoa; Chordata; Mammalia; Chiroptera; Pteropodidae. The transcript has 2 exons. Gene Ontology annotation, molecular function: protein binding; phosphatidylinositol binding.
GUUUGCCUGUUUUCCCUCCCUCCCUUCUCCCCGCACCUCCCCCCGCCCUCAGGCUGUUCCCUCCUUCUCUGGGACACCACCUCCCAGAAUCGCCUUUUUUUUUUUGUUUUGGAGCUGGCUUCUCGCAGGCGGCACGGAGGGGCUGUGAGUGCUGGGGGAGAAGGCGGCCUGGGGGUGCAGCCUGCCACUUACCGCCGGACCUGCCAGCAAGAGCAGAGGACGGCAGGCGGGACGCCAUCUGCUCUCGGGAGCUCACUCUGCAAACUCCUGUUGUGUGUGUGCGCGCAUGCUGGCGAGGGCAGGGGUCUGUAGGGCCGGCACCAAGUGUCUACGGCUGGGCUUACCUUUGAACUGGCGUCCUCGGACUCAGAUCAGAGUCAACUUCAGGCUCAGAAACUGCUGAAGAAUUAGGCAAACAAAAGAGGCCACUCAGCUGGUGGCCAGAAGUCGCCUGAGCGCCUAGUCCACUCCCUCCUUCCUUGGGGCGGAGGCUGGCCACUUUGUUGGGGAGCGGGCGCCAGAGACGGCUGGGGGCCCUCUGCGCUGUGGGGUCGGAGAGUUGGCGGCCUGUUGUGUAAGCCUCAGUCCUUGUUUUCCCGGCCUGGCUCGUUGGAAAGCCGGACACAUCCACCCUUGGACUGGAUUCAGGAGGCUGCUGCUUUUCUCCUUGCCGCUCUUGGAUUUUCUGGAUUUUUGAAAACCUAGUGGCCCAGGAGGAAGAGGAGGAGGAAGAAGGAGGAAGGAGCAGAUCUUAGGAGAAUGUGAGUCUCCCAAGGCCUGAGGAGCCAGAAAAAGCUGGGAGCUAGAGCUGCCGGGGUUCUGGAACGGUGGUUUCCAAGAGAUUCUCUUUUGUUUUAAAACGUUGUUCCAGUGGAAAGUGGAAUUCUUGCUCUCUCAGAGCUUAUUUCUCCGAGUCACUUGACUUUUCUUCUGGGAGUAGGAGGAGGGAGAGACUCCCCCUCUGGCUGCUAAAGGGAGGGAGGAAGACUAUGGACAUGAGCCUCUCCUGUCUCCAGACAUGUGCUGGGAAACCUGAUAGGGCAGUUUCUGGGCCAUGGACACAGCUUUGAAGAGAGAGAGGCUGGACAGCAUCUCUGUGUGCUGAGAUCUGCUUUAGGAGCUGAGAGACUAAGCUGCUGGGGCAAGCCUUGGUUUGCCAGUGCAUUCUUGGAUAUCCUAGCAAGUGCCCCCAGUUCUGGGCAGAACCUUCUCAUCUUUCUCUAUCACUGGCACAGCCAUGGCACUAAAAGGCCGAGCCCUCUAUGACUUCCGCAGCGAGAACAAGGAAGAAAUCAGCAUCCAGCAGGAUGAGGACCUGGUCAUCUUCAGUGAGACCUCGCUGGAUGGCUGGCUGCAGGGCCAGAACAGCCGUGGUGAAUCAGGGCUCUUCCCUGCCUCUUAUGUGGAGAUCAUCCGUUCUGUUACCAGUUCCAACCAUGCAGACUACUCCAGCAGCCCUGCAGGCUCUCCAGGCACCCACGUGAACUUUUAUCACAGCGCCAAUGUGGCCAACCCUUCCAAGAGUGGUGGGGGUAGUGGCUUCCUCUCAAACCAGGGAAGCUUUGAAGAAGAUGAUGAUGAUGACUGGGAUGACUGGGAUGAUGGAUGCACAGUGGUGGAGGAACCACAGGCUGGUGAGCUGGGUACCAAUGGGCACCCCCCACUCAACCUUUCUUACCCCGGUGCCUACCCCAGGCAGCACAUUGCCUUUCGGCCCAAACCACUCCUGGAGCGGCAGGACAGCCUGGCAUCUGCCAAGCGAGGCAGUGUGGUGGGGCGCAACCUCAACCGUUUCUCGUGCUUUGUGCGCUCUGGAGUAGAGGCCUUCAUCCUAGGUGAUGUGCCCAUGAUGGCCAAGAUCGCUGAGACAUAUUCCAUUGAAAUGGGCCCUCGUGGCCCCCAGUGGAAGGCCAACCCUCACCCAUUUGCCUGCUCAGUGGAGGACCCCACCAAACAAACCAAAUUCAAGGGCAUCAAAAGCUACAUCUCCUACAAACUGACACCCACCCAUGCUAGCUCCCCUGUCUACCGGCGCUACAAGCACUUCGACUGGCUCUAUAACCGCCUGCUGCACAAGUUCACUGUCAUCUCAGUGCCCCACCUGCCAGAGAAGCAGGCCACAGGCCGCUUCGAGGAGGACUUCAUUGAGAAGCGGAAGCGGCGGCUCAUCCUCUGGAUGGACCACAUGACCAGCCACCCUGUGCUGUCCCAGUAUGAGGGCUUCCAGCAUUUCCUCAGCUGUCUGGAUGCCAAGCAGUGGAAGAUGGGAAAACGUCGGGCAGAGAAGGAUGAGAUGGUGGGUGCCAGUUUUCUGCUCACCUUCCAGAUCCCCACGGAGUACCAGGACCUGCAGGAUGUGGAGGACCGUGUGGACACCUUCAAGGCCUUCAGCAAAAAGAUGGAUGACAGCGUCCUGCAGCUUAGCACUGUAGCAUCCGAGCUGGUGCGCAAGCAUGUGGGGGGCUUCCGAAAGGAGUUUCAGAAGCUGGGCAGUGCCUUCCAAGCCAUCAGUCAUGCUUUCCAGAUGGACCCCCCCUUUAGCUCCGAGGCCCUCAAUAGCGCCAUUUCUCACACAGGCCGUACCUAUGAAGCUGUUGGCGAGAUGUUCGCUGAGCAGCCCAAGAAUGACCUCUUUCAAAUGCUCGACAUGUUGUCUCUGUACCAGGGCCUGCUCUCCAAUUUCCCUGACAUUAUCCACCUGCAGAAAGGAGCUUUUGCCAAGGUGAAGGAGAGCCAGCGCAUGAGUGAUGAGGGCCGCAUGGUGCAGGACGAGGCAGAUGGCAUUCGCAGGCGCUGUCGUGUGGUGGGCUUCGCCCUGCAGGCUGAGAUGAACCACUUCCACCAGCGCCGCGAGCUCGACUUCAAGCACAUGAUGCAGAGCUACCUGCGCCAGCAGAUCCUCUUCUAUCAGCGGGUAGGCCAGCAGCUAGAGAAGACGCUGCGCAUGUACGACAACCUCUGACUGGGUGUACCUGGCCCCCAACUUGCCUUCGGCCUGGUCACUGCAGUGCACCUCUGCUCUCUAGACCUGCCGGUACCAGCAGCAGCUGGGGAGGACUUUGGAAGAGUCAUGGGUACCCCUGGGGAACUCCCCCACCCCUUAGAGGUGGGGGGAUAGCAGGGGUGAGAAUGGGGCCAGGAACCCUCCAGGCUGAGGCCUAGGCUGCUGGUCAGUCACUUGAGGCCAGGCCAGGGUCUUAGCCUCCCCUUGAGCCUAAAGUGCUCACACACCAAGCCACCACUCCCUUGUUCACUCAGCAGACACUGGGGCCUGCUGUGGCCCCGGGUCACCUAGGGCUGUGACAUGCCUGCCCUCAGGGUGUCCCCAGUUGAGGUGGGGAUCAGACACAGAAACAGAUGGGGGCAAUGCAGGAUGACCCAUGGUAAAUAAGGGGUUCCUGCAAGCUCAUAGAGGGAACUACUCAUUCUGCUGGUCAGAGUAAACUCCAUGGUGUAGAUGACAUUUGAGCGGUGUCUUAAAGAAUGACAAAGUGAUAAAUGGGGGUAGUAGAUGGGGAGGACAUUCAGAAGAGAGGAACAGCACGGGCAAAGGUGUGGAGGCAUGAAAACAUCUCUUUCACUCGCCCUUACUUUUCCUAAGCAGGUUUGCUGCCCUACCUUGGUGGGGAUUAUGGCCUGUGUGAUAGAGGAGAGAGAUCUUCCUUGCUUCCAUGUCCCUGUCCCUGCCCCACCCUUGCCUCCUACAGGAGAGACUGCAGGCCAACUCACUCCUGACUUCUCUCCACUUGCUGAGCCCCCUUUGCCCCUUGGUUAGGGGACUGUGCAGCAUCUUUUCCCUGGGCUCAAGGUGCUGAGACACUAUUAACCCCAGGACCUGGUGGCAUCUUCCUGGAGGGGACACCUGAAAGUAGGUACCAGAUAUUUGAGUUCACCAGCAAUAGCUCCCCAUACUCAAGCGGGCUUAGACCCCAGGCUCCCAGGGUCCUCAGGCCCUGUGAAUCCUGGAAUCCUUCCUGUUGUAUAGUGGGAAACCCAGGGGAAAAAAACAGGGGCUGGCCUGCCCACUGCCUAGGGACCCUGGGCCCGCCUGCCCAUGGCCAGCCUCACUGUGAUCCCAGCCUGGGUCUUAGCUGUUACCUGUCUCCCACCCAUGUUUACAUCCUUGAGAGGGCUAUUCCUUCCCCCCAGGCCAGGGUGUGCUUCAGCAGUGGGUUAGAGGGAACUGACAGGUGCCACUGUUGGCAUCCCCCACACCCCCAGGAGGUCAUGGUCAUUCAUGGCUGCUGCUUGAAUCUUUUUCCUUUCUUGUUUUCUUGAUAAACCUCUUACAAUUAAGAUAACAAACACAUGACUUUUUGGUUUGGAUCCCAGAGGGGAUGAGGGUGGGGGAAGGAUAGAACCCUAACUGUCCCUGAGGUCAUAGUAGGCACAAAAUUUACCCCAAAACCUCAGCAGUCGUGAGGGAGUUGUGCUGAUGGGAGGUUCUGGCUUGGGAUCUACAGGUGGCCAUGGGCCACAGCUGGAUCCAUAUGCUUCCCAGACCUCACUCUUCUCAUCUCUCAAAUGGUGGAAUCCUGCCCAGGGUUUAGCUCUGCUGCUCUGUGGUCUAGGACUAAGAGUUGGAUGAAAAAGGGAUAGGAGGUUGUGCCCCCAAGACAGUCUGACAGAGUUCUUCUCCCCAGGGAGGCCCCAGUCCAGGGGAGGUGGCUGCUCAAAAACUGUCCUCCACCAGGUAGUCCUGGGCGGCCAGUCCACGGUGGCUUCCUUGUUGGAAACUGAGGAGGAUUCCUAGCCCUGCCCUUGGGGUUGCCCCAGACAGAAUGGACAGGAAUCUGGUCACACACGGGAAAGAGGAGUGCUGGUGAAACAAUGGUUCUCUUUUGGGGCAGUGGGGACUUGACAGAGAGAGGAGUGCUGGCUUCUGGGCAUCAGGGGAGGCUUUGGCUAGGCCAGACGCUCAGUAGCUUAGGGCAGUGAGAGGAGGUGAGGGGCAGCAAAGGCUCCUCAUUCAGGGCAGAGCAUCCUCAGAGGAGCUUCAGGAAUGGGCCCUUGGCCCUGGGUCAGAAUUAGGUCAGAUUUGGGACUUUCUGUGGAAUUUUCCCCUCCCUAUCCUCCUUCCUUCAUUUUCCAACCUCCUGAGGACCUUCCCGCCCUUAACCCCUUCUCAGCUUUGACCUUUAGGUGGUUUUCUGCAGAGGGGAAUCUGAUCACAGUUGGCGAGAGGAGGAGGCGGGGCCUCCUUCUCGAAGUUAGUCUGGAUGGGGUGGGAAGGAAUUCUUUUCGUAACCCACAUUGCUUGGAAAGUCCCCAUUCAUGCUUCCUGCCCUGGGAAUGUCCUCUUGUGUCCCUCUCUUGAAGGGGGCUACCUCCCAUGCCUCCCAUCCUUAUGGUGAGGGAGUUGGCCUGACACUUUUUUCUGGGGGGAUUGGACCUAGGAGAAGAAUCAGAACGUGAAGUCUUGGAACGGGUCAGGCCUACAGCAGGCAUUUUGAGGUCAGCAUAUGUGGUGGGGACCAAGAUAUCAGCCUCUCUCCGUGGUUUCUUUCUAUCUCUGUGUGGGUCAGGGUAUUGGGGUAAUUUGAGAUCUGUCAGGGCUGGCUAGAGCCCCUUUCAGCAGGGAAUUUGGGGAAUGGUGUGUGUAGGGGGGUGACCUGGUGGUGGCAUGGCCUCAGUCACAUGUGAAGCACAUGUUCCAAACUGAGCUGGGCCCAGUGGCCUGCAGUUCCCUCCCUUAUUUUGCUCUAAGUGAGACAGAAAACAAGGCCUCUCUGCCCUGGGCAACUAACUACCAAAACCUGAGGGUAGGGGACCAGCCCAGGAAAGGAGCCUGUUUUGUGGCCACAUGUGGGGGUUGGGGAUGGAAGUGGUCUUUAUAUCCUAUAUCCUGUCGCCUUUUAGACACACAAGGGCCAUGAACCACUGUAGCAUUGCUGGAACAGAGCCAGGCCUGGGAGAGAAAGGUGGCCUCAGGCCCAGCUCACCACCCUCCUCCACUCUGUGGCGCACACAGUCAUCCGCACGUCCCCAUGGUCAUAGACACUGCUGCCCAACACAAAGCAAGCACAGCCACAUACUGCCACACAACCUGCCCACAGGCACAUAAGCCACACCUGACCACAUACACGUGUAUGUAUGGUCACGUGCUUACACAGUUGCACUCCUAGUGCCACACACUGUCACAUUCAUGGUCAUCCACACACGUUGGCCGCAUCCACACACGUUGUCUUCUGUUGACAGUGUCAAUCUCAGCCAUGUCAUCACUCCCAGCUGUAUCACAGUUCCAUGCACAUAGUCACACCCUCACACAAUGACACACACAUACGCCUACAAAGUCACACAGGCACAUAGCAAAGGUGUCACACACAUUUAGCUGUACCUGGACUGUACCUAUACCAGCUCCUGGGGGAGCCAGCUGGGAUCAUCCAUCACCCAACACCACCACAUUCAGUUCUUCAUUGCACAGAUGAGGAACUUGAUGAGGUCUAGUGAGGGUGGCAGCUGGCUGCACCACCCAGUAUGCUGGGGGAUGCUUUGGGCCAGAGCCCAGCUCCUCAUAGGCUCUGUGGUCUGCCCUUGCCCCCACUGUGCCAGUCCCCAGGUCCAGACUGCCUCUGAAGGCCCCUGGCUGAAAUCACCAAACAAAGCUCCAGGCAUCUCCCAUACCACAAGAACAAGAGCCAGGAUGUGGUGGGCAGGGCCCAGGCCUUGGGCUAGAGGAACAUUCCUGUACCAUCUCCCCAAGUAUGCAAGGACUGGGCCUGCCUUGCCUGCCUGCCUGCUGACUCAGGCCCUCAGGAGCCAAGGCUGCUCGGCUCACCCUACCCCCCAUCCUGCUUCCCCACCAGUUCAGCUCUGGUACCUCUCUGUUGGCUAGGGCAGAAAGAUAUGAUGAGCCCUGGCAAAAAGAUCACAGGGAACAAAAAUUCACCUCCCCAGACAUAGCUCAGAAGGGUUGAUUGUGAAAUGCCUCUCUGGAGUUCAACAUAGUUUAACACAAACCUUUUUUCCUUUGGUUUUGUUUCAUUAGUCAAAGCCCAAAGCAGUCCAGUCUGUUUAAAAAACAGUAUCUCACACAGCUAUGGCCUCCUUGGUCUGCAAAACAGCCCUUGUUAGGCAUCAUUAUUUCAUUUCAUGGACAAGAGACCAAGACUUGGCUAGAGGGAGGAUAGGACCUACCUAGGAUCACACAGUGAGGCCGAGGUGAGCUGGACUCGAACCCAGCUCUCUGGCUUCAUUCCUUAAAGUCACAUGAAUUAACUCAUUUAGGUCCCAAGGAAGAGGGAGUGGAAGAUCUCCAUUUCAGAGAUGGGAAAGAAUGAGAGGCUAGUGAACCCAGCUGCUGAAAUGGGAGGUAGCCUUAGGCCAGGUGGGUCCUGCCAGUGUCCAGGGAUGAAGAGUCUGAUGACGGCAUCACAUGGUCCAUGGCUGGCAGGCUGGUGGCAUCUGAGGCGACUCAGGGUCUUUGUUACAGAUGAACGUAUGAGGAACACAACUUCAUUUCUCUAUAACUGACCUGAGUUACUCUCUUGCUUUGUCAUUCCUCCACAAGGUAAAAAAUUAAUCUCCAAUCAAUUUGGGGACCACUUCUUUCCUGAGGGAUGUAUUUAUGUUUUGGGGAUGGUAUGUUCGAAGGCCAUAGGCAGGCUCCUGGCACUUUGAAUUUUGGAGGCCGAGUCACACAGGAAAUUUUGCCUGCAUUCCACAUUAAAAGUCAUUAAUAUAUGUUUGAGUUGGGUUCAGUUUACUGUUCGACAAUGUCUUAUCUUAUAGAUAUUUAAUUAAACUUUAUUAAUUUUGA